Homo sapiens (human) is the source of this 2440-nucleotide messenger RNA. RefSeq names its product acidic nuclear phosphoprotein 32 family member A (gene ANP32A). The transcript is spliced from 7 exons. NCBI's taxonomy places the organism in Eukaryota, Metazoa, Chordata, Mammalia, Primates, Hominidae. The coding region runs from base 145 to 894 and encodes 249 amino acids. The record is from RefSeq and is marked validated. Gene Ontology annotation, cellular component: endoplasmic reticulum; nucleus; cytoplasm.
AGUGUGCGCCGCGGGUGCUGGGGGCUCGAGAACCGAGCGGAGCUGGUUGAGCCUUCAAAGUCCUAAAACGCGCGGCCGUGGGUUCGGGGUUUAUUGAUUGAAUUCCGCCGGCGCGGGAGCCUCUGCAGAGAGAGAGCGCGAGAGAUGGAGAUGGGCAGACGGAUUCAUUUAGAGCUGCGGAACAGGACGCCCUCUGAUGUGAAAGAACUUGUCCUGGACAACAGUCGGUCGAAUGAAGGCAAACUCGAAGGCCUCACAGAUGAAUUUGAAGAACUGGAAUUCUUAAGUACAAUCAACGUAGGCCUCACCUCAAUCGCAAACUUACCAAAGUUAAACAAACUUAAGAAGCUUGAACUAAGCGAUAACAGAGUCUCAGGGGGCCUGGAAGUAUUGGCAGAAAAGUGUCCGAACCUCACGCAUCUAAAUUUAAGUGGCAACAAAAUUAAAGACCUCAGCACAAUAGAGCCACUGAAAAAGUUAGAAAACCUCAAGAGCUUAGACCUUUUCAAUUGCGAGGUAACCAACCUGAACGACUACCGAGAAAAUGUGUUCAAGCUCCUCCCGCAACUCACAUAUCUCGACGGCUAUGACCGGGACGACAAGGAGGCCCCUGACUCGGAUGCUGAGGGCUACGUGGAGGGCCUGGAUGAUGAGGAGGAGGAUGAGGAUGAGGAGGAGUAUGAUGAAGAUGCUCAGGUAGUGGAAGACGAGGAGGACGAGGAUGAGGAGGAGGAAGGUGAAGAGGAGGACGUGAGUGGAGAGGAGGAGGAGGAUGAAGAAGGUUAUAACGAUGGAGAGGUAGAUGACGAGGAAGAUGAAGAAGAGCUUGGUGAAGAAGAAAGGGGUCAGAAGCGAAAACGAGAACCUGAAGAUGAGGGAGAAGAUGAUGACUAAGUGGAAUAACCUAUUUUGAAAAAUUCCUAUUGUGAUUUGACUGUUUUUACCCAUAUCCCCUCUCCCCCCCCCCUCCAAUCCUGCCCCCUGAAACUUAUUUUUUUCUGAUUGUAACGUUGCUGUGGGAACGAGAGGGGAAGAGUGUACUGGGGGUUGCGGGGGGAGGGAUGGCGGGUGGGGGUGGAAUAAAAUACUAUUUUUACUGCCACUCUUUAUUUUUUUCCCCUACUUUUUCUUUGUGUCCGGUUUUUGUCCCUGUAAAUGCGAUAGCUAAGUACACACUAAGUGAGCAUUUGUUCCUGACUCUCAAAGAGGAUGGUUUGGAGUUCUCUUACGUUUCCUGGUAUUUCCCAAGUCUCUUGGGUUGGUUGGAAGGCUGUGGCUGGUCUCAGUUUGGUUACUCAAUGCCCAGGAGGGGCUGAGCACCAGCCAUAUCUUUUGCUUUGGUUCACAUGAUGAUACCUGCUUUUCUCAGGCCUGCUAGAGGCAUCCAACGCCCUGGUUUGUAAAUAGCAACCUAAAGGCGUAUUUUGGCACUGGUCUGGGGACAUUCCCCAUCUCUCAUCCCUUUUCCCCCUUCACAGAUGGUGGUGGGCUUCGCUCUACAAAGAGGACUCUGAUGUUACUCUUGAGCUUAUGAGCCAGAGAGCUGAAAACCGCAGGCUUGUUGUGUUAAGUUACAAGGAAAAUGGAUUUGGUAAUUAAAAUUAGAAGAAACACACCUUCAAACUUCAACUUCUUUAAAAGAAAAAAAAAACUGUCCUAUCUUGUUCUGUAAAAUAUUAGAACGCUUUGUUUUACAAAAAAUGAUGAGAGAAUUCUUCCACAUGUACUUCUGUGCUUAGAACAUUUUUACGGACCUAAGCGCUGGAGACGUUGCUGCAUGUCGGCUGGGUUUUUUUUUUCAUACACCCGAGCACGGAAAAACUAACGCAAAAUUGUAUUUUCUUACCUAGUGGAAAUCUGAAAUGACUGCAAAUUCCUAGUGAAUGUACAGGUUUGCUUUCGUGUCCCUCUUCUGGUUGCUUUAGAAGUGACGUGUAAUUUCUGAACCCAUGUUUCAUCUGUAUAAAAGAACAUCUGCACCAGUUUUUCUCCUGCCCCUCAGAAGAGCCAAACUUUGAGUUUUAUGUCUGUUUGUCAUUGAUAAAUUUCAAUAAAUCUUUUUAUACAAUUUUUUUGGGGAUGGCUUCUUUGAGUCCAACAGGCCAUUGAUCUUUUCAAGAUGCAUUCCAGAUGAACUGCUAGGUGAGGGGGAAGCUUCAUUUUUGUUACCUGAUAGAAUAGCUUUUCUUAUGAGAUAUAUAUAAUGUGAUACUAUGUUUGGAUAUUUUUGGUCUUAAAGCAAGACUCAGUGGUGUAUCUUCAUUAAAAGCUUCCUUUAAAAAAGUUACAGAGUUACUAAAAAAACAAGUACCCAAACAAUCAAGUUGGGCCAACCUUGGAACCUUGUUUUGAAUAUCUUUCAUUGUUUUGUUUGUCGUAUUGUAAAAAGAAUGUAUGGUUGAAAACUCAGGAAUGUUUAUAAAACAAAUUAUUUCACAAA